CGCAAGCAGACCUGACAACAAGCGAUCGGUUGUGAGAUUCUGGUAAUAUGGGCAUAGCUUUGGUAUUUUAAUGCUUCGGAUAACGCAGAGUCAAAUGAACAAAGGCUUGAAAAGAUUUUACUGUUACUAUACGUGCACUGUAAUUGCAUUUCGGCCUUAUCACUAUGCCGAGCCAUAAGCCUGAGAAGCAGGAGGUCAGCGAUAACGUUAAGGUCGUGGUGAGAUGUCGUCCCCUCAACCAGAAAGAGACGACGAUGGGCCACAAACAGGCCGUCGUAGUGGAUGAGAUGCGUGGGACCAUCACAGUCAACAAGCUGGAGACCCCCCACGAACCUCCCAAGACCUUUACUUUUGACACUGUUUUUGGUCCUGACAGUAAACAGCUGGAUGUCUACAAUCUCACAGCCCGCCCCAUCAUUGACUCAGUGUUAGAGGGUUACAAUGGCACAAUCUUUGCAUAUGGGCAGACUGGCACAGGAAAAACUUUCACAAUGGAGGGUGUGAGAGCGGUGCCAGGGCUCAGAGGGAUAAUCCCAAAUUCCUUUGCUCAUAUCUUUGGGCACAUUGCCAAGGCAGAGGGUGACACAAGAUUUUUAGUUCGUGUUUCAUACCUGGAGAUUUACAACGAAGAGGUGCGGGAUUUGUUGGGAAAGGACCAGCUGCAGAGGCUAGAGGUGAAAGAAAGACCAGAUGUUGGCGUGUACAUAAAAGACCUGUCUGGUUACGUUGUGAACAAUGCUGAUGAUAUGGACAGGAUCAUGACACUGGGCCACAAAAACCGGUCUGUUGGAGCCACAAACAUGAAUGAACAUAGCUCGCGCUCUCAUGCUAUCUUUACCAUCACCAUCGAGUGCAGCGAGAAGGGCGUAGACGGCAACCAGCAUGUGCGCAUGGGAAAACUUCAUCUGGUUGACCUUGCGGGCUCAGAAAGACAGGGCAAGACUGGAGCCACAGGUCAGCGUUUAAAGGAAGCAACAAAGAUAAAUCUGUCUCUCUCCACGCUGGGUAAUGUCAUCUCAGCCCUGGUGGAUGGCAAGAGCACUCACGUUCCCUACAGGAACUCAAAACUGACCCGACUACUCCAGGAUUCACUCGGUGGAAACUCCAAAACGAUGAUGUGUGCAAAUAUAGGACCUGCAGACUACAACUAUGAUGAGACCAUCAGUACCCUUCGCUAUGCCAAUAGGGCUAAAAACAUCAAAAACAAAGCCAGGAUCAACGAGGAUCCUAAAGAUGCCCUACUGCGUCAGUUUCAGAAAGAGAUCGAGGAGCUCAAGAAAAAGCUGGAAGAAGGUGAAGAGAUCUCUGGCUCUGAUGGCAGUGCAUCAGAGGAGAUGGAUGAAGGUGACGAUGAAGGAGGGGUGGCAGGAGAUGGUCGAAGGAGAAGAAGAGAAGAAAGAGGAAGGAAGAAGGUUUCCCCAGACAAGAUGGUGGAGAUGCAGGCAAAGAUUGAAGAGGAAAGAAAGGCUUUGGAGGCCAAGCUAGACAUGGAGGAGGAGGAGAGGAACAAGGCAAGAGCAGAGCUUGAGAAGAGGGAGAAGGACCUUCUUAAAGCCCAGCAGGAGCAUCACCUCCUGCUAGAGAAAUUGUCGGCUUUAGAAAAGAAGGUGAUUGUGGGUGGGGUGGACCUCUUGGCCAAAGCUGAGGAGCAGGAGAAGCUUUUGGAGGAGUCCAACAAUGAACUCGAAGAGCGUCGCAAGAGAGCAGAGCAGCUGCGGAGGGAACUGGAGGAAAAAGAGCAAGAACGUUUGGAUAUAGAAGAGAAGUAUACUAGCCUGCAGGAAGAGGCUCAAGGAAAGACCAAGAAGCUGAAGAAAGUAUGGACCAUGCUGAUGGCUGCCAAAUCUGAAAUGGCAGAUCUGCAGCAAGAGCAUCACAGAGAAAUCGAGGGCCUCCUCGAGAAUAUCCGCCAGCUGAGCCGAGAACUCCGGCUCCAGAUGCUCAUCAUAGACAACUUUAUUCCCCAGGAAUACCAGGAGAUGAUAGAGAACUAUGUGCACUGGAAUGAGGACAUUGGAGAGUGGCAGCUGAAAUGUGUGGCUUACACUGGCAACAACAUGAGAAAACAGACUCCUGCUCCAGACAAAAAAGAAAAAGAUCCAUUUGAGGUGGAUCUGUCUCAUGUGUAUCUAGCCUACACAGAGGAGAGUAUGCGGCAGUCGCUGAUGAAACUAGAGAGGCCCAAGACCUCUAAAAGUAGCAAGAGUGGCCGUCCCAAGACUGGCCGAAGGAAAAGAUCUGCAAAGCCAGACGCUGUGAUCGAAUCCCUUCUGCAGUGAUGACAGCACAGAGGAGAGCCCCAGUGCACUGCAACUCUCAUGUUACCUGAAAGAAGCUGUUGGUCCAGUUUAUGACCAAACACUAUCUAAAAAAUUAUCUGCAUACUUUAAAUAACUCAUACGGUUUUACAUGUAAAAGAGUUGCACCUGUGAUAGGACUUUAGACUUCUUGGCCUGGAGGACCCGUUAUAUGUAUUGUGGUAUUUUUAUGUGGCUUUGAGACAUAUUUCAGCUGCACCAUAACCAUAAAAACAUACAUUUCUCUUUUGAAAAUGUCUUAAAUCCUGACAGAAGCUGACAGAAACAGAGCUGUGAGCUUCUAAACUGAUUUCCUGCGAUGUGACCAACUGGUUUGUGUUAAGUGGCCCGUGCGAAUAUUAAUGUGUUAUGAUUAAUUUCUGAUUGCGUGUGCAAUUUCACAGAAAUCAUUUGGGUAAAAGGUUAAAGUAUUUAAAUAAUUAUAUACAUGAAAAGUUUGCUUUAUACUCGUUCCUGUAGGUAAGGAGCAUAGGAGCAUGCAUGUCAGUCAACUCUUACUGCUAAUAGCUAAAAUAGGAAAGUCAUCUUUAUAUUGUCAGAUGUCAGGACACUGUGUUAUAUUAUUAUAACAAGAUACUACAUGCAUAUGGUAUGCCUUAGUAUAAUGCACUAGUAGGAUUUUUUGUGAAGAUGAUUUCAUUUCAUGGUGUUUUAUAGUGGAGGCAAAAUGGCUUUUAUUUGGUAUCAUAUUGUAUUAUCAUACUGUCAACUGUUUACAAUCCCUAAACCACUGUUUUUUUUUGGGGGGGGGGAGGGGUUAUUUAUUAAAUUAUUCCACGUGUUUUAUCUCA
Neolamprologus brichardi is the source of this 3109-nucleotide messenger RNA. Lineage: Eukaryota; Metazoa; Chordata; Actinopteri; Cichliformes; Cichlidae. The record is from RefSeq and is a predicted model, not a curated record.